AUGGUCCACCUCCGCACCGGUAUCGCCUUCGCAUCACUCCUCGCCUGCGCAACGCUCGUGCUAUGCGCUCCCGCAGGCUCGAUCACGGCGUCCCCGCCUAGCGAGAUCGCCACCGUCUCGCCCGCCGGCAACGAGGCACUGCAGCGCGAGAACGCGGACCUGCUUGCGCCGCCGACGAUCGACCACGGCACGGUGUCGAGCUUCAAGUGGCCGUUCUCUUUGAGCCACGACCGACUGCAGACCGGAGGAUGGGCGCGUCAGCAGAACACCGAUGACAUGCCGGCGGCGACCGGUCAGGACUUGCAAGCGUCAAUAUGCGCCUUGAAGCUGGCACCAUUCGCGAACUUCAUUGACACACGGCUGCGGAGGUCCUUCGAAAUACGCCAGUGGGCAUACGUGCUCAAGGGCAAGAUCCAGGUGACCUCCAUCGACACCGAAGGGCCAAACUACCUAGCGACUGUCCAACAAUCCUCGAGAUUUUCGUUCACCGAUCGUUUCCAGGAUAUCAGCCUGAACCAGUGGCUCGCUUUAACCCCUCCUGCGCUCGUUAAGGCCCACUUAGGGCUCAGCGACGAUAUUAUCGCCAAACUUAGCAAGACAAAGCCCGUCAUUAUCGGUCCCGGCAACUCGACCAAUGGGCCGGCUUUCUGA
Molecule: messenger RNA, 651 nt
Organism: Punctularia strigosozonata HHB-11173 SS5
Lineage: Eukaryota; Fungi; Basidiomycota; Agaricomycetes; Corticiales; Punctulariaceae
Exons: 10
Coding region: 1-651 (216 amino acids)
Source: RefSeq, a predicted model, not a curated record